This is a messenger RNA of Vespula pensylvanica (western yellowjacket), 1682 nucleotides long. RefSeq lists its product as uncharacterized. The coding region runs from base 323 to 1276 and encodes 317 amino acids. The record is from RefSeq and is a predicted model, not a curated record. Lineage: Eukaryota; Metazoa; Arthropoda; Insecta; Hymenoptera; Vespidae. The transcript is spliced from 2 exons.
AUUAUUCCUCGAGAAGUUGCAGUAGCGCGCGCGCUUUCGCUUCCAAAAGACGACGACCCGUUGUUCUUUCUCUUUAUUAUUCUUUCAUUUAUCUUAAAGAUAAUGUAAAGAGAAAAUUUAGGAAGAAGUACGCGCUGUUUCAAAACAAAACAAAACAAAACAAAUAUUUAAUCUUCCAAUUUAUGCUCUUAAAGUUUUAUAUAUACAUACAUAUGUACACAGAAAAACACACACACCCAUAUACAUAAUUAUAUAAAAUAUAAUUUGGAUCAUGGUUACCAGAGAAUCAACAAAUCGUUGCAUUGAAAAAAUCUAAAUAAAAAUGAGCAAAGACUGUAGUAGUGGAGAAUCAGGCGGCCAAGACUCAUCCGCUGGCGGUAGUCCAGGGGAUGGUGCCGUGAAAGAUGUAAACGCGAGUAUUUACGAGAGUAAAGAACCCAAAAAAAUAGUGCGCAUUAUCACAGUCAUGGCAUACAUGUUUUCCGUAAGUUUCGUCGCGAUCGUAUUAAGCGCUUAUUAUAUAUUUCUUUGGGAACCACCGAAUCCACGACUGAUGCAUGCCAAUGCGAUUCGUUUAAGGGCUGAUCCACAAUUAAAUUUUCUUCGUGUCGAAUUACCGUCCAAAUCGCAUUUAGAAGAAACAAUCUCUCGGGAUUCAUCGUCGAGAAAUAAUAAUUCUAUCGAAAGAACACGGGAACGCGUGCAAGAACGUACUCCCGAUUACGAUGGUUUCGAGGAAUCUCUAACGUCCUUGAAAACUACCCUGGCCGAACUUAUACGCGAGAGAAGCAACGAUUCUUCUUCGAUCGGACAAUAUUUCGUUACACGUGGUAACAAUGAAAAUUACGAGAAGAUAAACGAGAAAAUUAAUUCACGCUGGAAAAAUCUUCAAAAAAGUUAUAAUUCAACGAGAAAUCUACCGGAUCGACGAGAGAAAAAGGACGAAUUGGUGGAUACGACUUUGACGGAUAAAAUUAUUUAUAAUAAUUCGAUGGAUGAUCAAGGACGAAACGAAGAGGAGGAGAAUGAUAAAGAAAAAACUCAGAUCGAGAAGGUGACUGCUAAAUCAACAACGACGAAUGAUACCACGGACGACACAACAGAAAUGUCUAUUACUACCCUACGAGAUAAAAGUCUUUUACAAAUAUUAACUGAAACUAUCAAAUCCAAAGAAGUAUUACCUUAUGCAUCUUCCUCAGUUGCGUCUACGGAUCUUCAAAUGAUCGACGUUGUUACGAUUACCGAACCGUAUGACGAGAAUAUAAGUCGGAAUUAAUUGUAGAUUAUUAUUCUUUUUUUUUUUUUUUGCAUGCGACAGAAUCAUUGUACAGUGUCUGUUCUUUAAUCAAUGUUCUUAAUUUUAUUAAUGUGUACAUAUGUCGUUUUUUUGGAUCGAUUGAAUCGAUAUAUGCAAAAUAUAUUCUUCCAUUUUUUAAUAAUUAUUAAUGUUGUUGUUAUAUAGAUAAGUAAUGUCGAUCGACUCUAUUCGUUUCUAGGAUUUAAAAUAUUGACAAUUAUUUUGAUUAUUCGUAUGAUUUAGUAAAAAGACAAUUUCUUUUUAUGUAUCAUAUAAACUAUAGAAUAAGAUGAUAUGUAUCGUCAUUAUACUUGAGAAAUUUAAAAUAAAUUUUAAUUCUGUAUGUAGUUCUAGGGUAAUAAUAAAAUUCUAUGGUUAAAGAUUA